AUGGCUCCGAUCCCACGCCCAGCAUCCGCGCCUCGGCGGAGGUCGCGACGCGGAUCGAAUUCCAGCGCCGCCUCGGACCACACAGCCCUCCGUUUGACAUACCGCGCGCACGACGAAGACCUCCAUCCGUUGCGAUCGAUGGCCGAACGCGUUGGCAAGGAGGUGGAGAGGUUUGCCGAGAGCGUUGACAGCUGGCUGAAGGACAUGAACGACCAGAAUGCCACUCCCGUCCAGAAGCAUCACGCCACCCUGAACCUCGUUAAGAGGCUGAAGAAGGAAGCCGAGGCCAACGUGCGUACGCUACGGAAGAAACUAGCCCAGGAAAACCGUGGAGCGCCUAACAAGCGCCUCGAUCGCGUGCGCGAUUCUGAAAUCUUCCAAUCCAUUGAAGAUGAAGACCCUCUUCCCGUUUCCACCACCCAGAGCUCGUUGAAGCAAUGGCAGUCGGAGGUCGCUACCUGGGAGUUGCUCCGGAUUCUUCUUGAGCACGACGAGCAAGAGCCGGGCACGGAUGGCAACAAACAGAAAGCACUGGCAGGAAUGCCUACGCUCCAUAGGUUCACCACCGAGAGCGAGGUCUGGGAUCGUUUCAUGUUCGAAGAGGACAGCGCUCGGGAGAAGGAGCUCAUCUUGCGUUGGCUGGAAGAAACGGCGGACGAGGCGGGAGAGGAUAUUGCUACUAUAAUGGAGGAGAAGUCUGGCCGGGGUAGUGGGACGUGGUCGCAGGGCUGGCUUGAUACGAAAUUGAAGCUCAAGCAUGAGAAGAGACUUCGCCCAUUCGAGAGGUCCGCGGAAAAGGCUCUUGCUAACGUCCGGCGUGACGAUACAGGCGAGCCAGUUGCAUACCAGCUGGACCCGGAUGCUCCUAUGCGCCAGGCCCGUGUUCUGGAGAAGUCGGAUGAGGAUUAUGAGAACGCUGCCUGGAUGGCAGUGUGGGAGAUGAUGAGACGUGGCAAGCCCUGGCAAUCGAUCUGGGACUGGUGCAACGAGCACAACGAGCAAUGGCGGGCAGUCGCAUUGGGCAAGUCCUACGACAACCAGGACCGCCGGACUUCGUUGCGCGGGUCCAACUUCGGUUCGCUCUGGCGCCGUGUGUGCUACGCUGCGGCACAGGCCGGGCAGAAUGAGUUCGAGAGCGCCGUCUACGGUCUUUUGGCGGGCGACGUCGCGUCAGUCGAGCCGAUCUGCAGAAAUUGGGACGACUUCCUCUACGUGCGACUCAACAAUGUUUUGCUGGCUCAGUGGGAUCAAUACCUGCACCAGAAUCUACCCUCUGCCGUCCCGCAGGCCUCGUCGCGGCUCGCCUCCCCACCUAACGCUCUUCAGCUGGAGGGCGCUUCACCCAAUCCAAACCGAUUCGUCAUCGACUAUCUCACGGAAUUUGCACCCACCAAACAUGAGAGCAGGGAGCCCAUGAAGAUGAUUCAAGGGGCUUUGAUUGGAAAAUCGUUCCAGGAUCUCGCAUACAACAUGGGCGUCGCUUUGUCAAGUAAAGCCAACGAGGCAUCUCAGUCGACGCUGCUGCCGGCGGUGAAUCUGGAGACGAAAGAGCAGUUCCUUGGCCUUGCCGAUAACUACGAUGCUAUUCGAGUCGUUUCACACAUGCUUCUUAUCAACAAGGCUUUCGGUAUGGAAAUCGACGAGUCCCCCGACCGACACAUCUACGAAAAUGUUUUGGUCAGCUACAUUGACUUCCUACGUAUGGCGGGCAAGAUUGAGCUUGUGCCGCUCUAUGCGUCGCUGCUCUCCGAAAAGCGCUCCUGGGUCGUCCUUGGAGUCGCUUCCACCGACAUUCGUAACUUUGAGGAGCAGAAACUUCAGGUCCAGCUUAUGGAAAGCUAUGACAUUGAUCUCGACGAAGUGCUUGAGCACCAAUUCGAGUACUCGAUGUUGGCAGCAAACUUCCGACUGAUCCCCGACGACUAUAUUCGGAAAUACGAAUUCCUGGAGCCAGCGAAGCACCAACAAUGGCCUGGUCAGCGUGUUCGCAAAGCCUUCCUGCCAGACGGUGUCAGACCAGAGGAUGAGAUGCUCAUUCGGAGUUGUGAGUGGUGGAUGCAUCUCCCGGAGAGGUGGCACAAGACUUUUGUCGCGUUGGCAGAGUCCCUGAAGUCUUUUUUGCUCUACGGCCACAUGGGCGCUGCCGUCAGGCUCAUCGAGCGGUUGCCAUACCGCCACGUUUCGAAAUUGAAGACGGCCGAAAUGCCGAUGAUUGGUCGUAGUAUUGACGUUAUGGAAGAUGAAGACGAUACGUUCGUCACCGUAGAGGGAGACUCCAACCAUCGCCGCUCCUCUCGUAACAUGCGUCCCACAGUUCAGCAACGGCGCUCGCUCUCGCCAGAGACGAUUGAGAUGACAAGAAAGAUCAAGGCGGAAUUGAAGGACGAUAGCAGACUCUACUUCGAGCUUCAGCAACUCGUCCAGGCGAUCAAGAUGCUCGACGAGUGGCGAAUCGAAGAAGCCGAACUGAUCAAGUAUGAAGCUGAAACAUCAUCAUCCCUUGUGGAACACGACAGUGUUAACGACUCACUCAGCCUUAAAUCGACCGGCGGAGCCAUGCCUCCCAAGAACAAGAUCCGCAAUCUCCUCGAGAGCGUGUGCGAAGCCGCGAAUCCCAUCCUCGGCGACAUACUCAUGCUCGCGUGCGACGACGGCGAAGCCGAGCAGCUCAUCCACCUUCGCCGCGCGUAUCUCCCUGAAGUGAUCAUCGGCUACCACAGCGUCCUCCACAGCGCAGCACACAUGGUUGGCCGCGACAACAUCACACGCUGCAUGGACCUCGCCACGACGCUUGCGGCGCCGGAAAACGCCGAUCUGACCAGCGUGUUCUUGGAGACGGGUCGCAUGCAGGAGCUCGUCAACGCGUUCGCGCACUCUAGCUUGGCGAUGAUCAGGUUGUCGGAGGGCAGCGGGAAGAGAGAGCCGAGCAAGAAGCGCACGAGGGACGGGCAGACGAUGAGGUUGUGGGAGAUCAAUACGGGAGAUUCGGAGAAUGGGGCACAAGAGUGA
Diplodia corticola is the source of this 3009-nucleotide messenger RNA. RefSeq names its product nuclear pore complex protein. Gene Ontology annotation, biological process: post-transcriptional tethering of RNA polymerase II gene DNA at nuclear periphery; protein import into nucleus; mRNA export from nucleus. Lineage: Eukaryota; Fungi; Ascomycota; Dothideomycetes; Botryosphaeriales; Botryosphaeriaceae. The transcript is spliced from 2 exons. Gene Ontology annotation, cellular component: nuclear pore outer ring; nuclear pore. The record is from RefSeq and is a predicted model, not a curated record. Bases 1 to 3009 code for a protein of 1002 amino acids. Gene Ontology annotation, molecular function: structural constituent of nuclear pore.